Molecule: messenger RNA, 9128 nt
Organism: Sarcophilus harrisii (Tasmanian devil)
Lineage: Eukaryota; Metazoa; Chordata; Mammalia; Dasyuromorphia; Dasyuridae
Gene: PIK3CA
Product: phosphatidylinositol-4,5-bisphosphate 3-kinase catalytic subunit alpha
Exons: 22
Coding region: 527-3733 (1068 amino acids)
Biological process (GO): phosphatidylinositol 3-kinase/protein kinase B signal transduction; phosphatidylinositol-mediated signaling; phosphatidylinositol-3-phosphate biosynthetic process
Cellular component (GO): phosphatidylinositol 3-kinase complex, class IA; phosphatidylinositol 3-kinase complex, class IB; plasma membrane
Molecular function (GO): 1-phosphatidylinositol-3-kinase activity; 1-phosphatidylinositol-4-phosphate 3-kinase activity
Source: RefSeq, a predicted model, not a curated record
GGGCAGCCAGCGGGCCUCGGAAGCCGGGCCCGAUGCGGGCGGGCGGGCGGAGCCGCCGAGCCUGGAGCAGCCCGAGCCCGAGCGGAGCAUUUUCAUCUCAAUAGAAAUCUAAAGGGAAGAAUAAGAAAAUAACCACAUGCAAAAUUCAAAUUUGGCAUUUUCAUGCCAUCAGCAAGAAGGAGAGGAUCAGCAAGGGAUUCAACCUAUCCAUGUGGCAAAGAGUAAGCCUGGACCAUAUCAUUAUCCUGGAAGUCAAAGAGCUUUGGGAACUACAGGAACAUCCACAGUUGGGUCUCCUCCAUUGCCGUCCCAGGGUCUACCCAGGAGGAAUAGAGCUCCCACUUUCAGGAUUCAUUCCCUGGAAAGACAUAUCCCAUGGAGCCCCUUGCUUAUACAUUUCCAUUUGUAACCAAGCCCUAUGCAGGGCCAACCAUGGAGGAGUGAUCCAAGCAGGGUCUCACCUCUGGAUGAGCAACAUACUUAAAUGCUUGAAAUAGGUUUGUAAGACCACCAAAAUAUUAGAACCAUGCCUCCAAGACCAUCAUCCGGUGAAUUAUGGGGCAUCCAUUUGAUGCCCCCAAGAAUCUUAGUAGAAUGUCUACUACCUAAUGGAAUGAUAGUGACUUUAGAAUGCCUCCGUGAGGCUACAUUAGUAACUAUUAAACAUGAGCUAUUUAAAGAAGCAAGGAAAUACCCUCUUCACCAGCUCCUUCAGGAUGAAACUUCUUACAUUUUCGUAAGUGUUACUCAAGAAGCAGAAAGAGAAGAAUUUUUUGAUGAAACACGGCGACUUUGUGACCUGCGGCUUUUUCAGCCCUUUCUGAAAGUCAUCGAACCUGUAGGAAACCGAGAAGAAAAAAUUCUCAAUCGAGAAAUCGGUUUUGCUAUUGGUAUGCCUGUUUGUGAAUUUGACAUGGUUAAAGAUCCAGAAGUGCAAGACUUCCGAAGAAAUAUUCUUAAUGUUUGUAAAGAAGCUGUGGACCUGAGGGAUGUCCAUGCACCCCAUAGUAGAGCAUUAUAUGUUUAUCCUCCAAAUGUAGAAUCUUCACCAGAAUUGCCAAAGCACAUAUACAGUAAAUUAGAUAAAGGGCAAAUAAUAGUGGUGAUUUGGGUGAUAGUUUCCCCAAACAAUGACAAGCAAAAGUACACUUUAAAAAUCAAUCACGACUGUGUACCAGAACAUGUGAUCGCUGAAGCAAUCCGGAAAAAAACACGGAGUAUGUUACUAUCAUCUGAGCAGCUGAAGCUCUGUGUUUUAGAGUAUCAGGGCAAAUAUAUUUUAAAAGUGUGUGGAUGUGAUGAGUAUUUGCUAGAAAAAUAUCCUCUUAGCCAAUAUAAGUACAUAAGAAGCUGUAUAAUGCUUGGUCGGAUGCCCAAUCUGAUGCUGAUGGCUAAAGAAAGUCUUUACACCCAGCUACCACUGGAUACUUUUACAAUGCCAUCUUAUUCCAGGCGAAUCUCUACAGCCACACCGUACAUGAAUGGAGAAGCUUCAACCAAAUCCCUUUGGGGCGUAAAUAGUGCACUCCGCAUAAGAAUUCUUUGUGCAACUUAUGUAAAUGUAAAUAUUCGAGACAUUGACAAGAUCUAUGUUAGAACAGGUAUUUGCCAUGGGGGUGAGCCAUUAUGUGACAAUGUGAAUACUCAGAGAGUACCUUGUUCCAAUCCCAGGUGGAAUGAAUGGCUAAUGUAUGAUAUAUACAUUCCCGAUCUUCCACGUGCUGCUCGACUUUGCCUUUCCAUUUGUUCUGUUAAAGGCAGGAAAGGAGCAAAAGAGGAACAUUGCCCAUUGGCUUGGGGAAAUAUUAACCUCUUUGAUUAUACAGACACUCUGGUAUCAGGAAAAAUGGCUUUGAAUCUGUGGCCAGUACCUCAUGGAUUAGAAGACUUGCUGAAUCCUAUUGGAGUUACUGGAUCAAAUCCCAAUAAGGAAACUCCAUGUUUAGAGCUGGAAUUUGACUGGUUUAGCAAUCCUGUAAAGUUCCCAGAUAUGUCAGUAAUUGAAGAACAUGCAAAUUGGACUGUAUCUCGAGAACUAGGAUUCAACUAUUCCCAUGCUGGACUGAGUAAUAGGAUAGCUCGAGAUAAUGAAUUGAGAGAAAAUGACAAAGAACAGCUCCGGGCGAUUUGUACACGAGACCCUCUGUCUGAGAUCACUGAGCAAGAAAAGGACUUCCUGUGGAGUCAUAGGCAUUAUUGUGUCAAUAUACCAGAAAUUCUACCUAAACUACUUCUGUCUGUUAAGUGGAAUUCUAGAGAUGAAGUAGCCCAGAUGUAUUGCUUGGUAAAAGAUUGGCCCCCAAUCAAACCAGAACAGGCCAUGGAACUUUUGGACUGUAAUUAUCCAGACCCUAUGGUUCGAGCUUUUGCUGUUCGAUGCUUGGAGAAAUAUUUAACUGAUGACAAACUUUCUCAAUACUUAAUUCAACUGGUUCAGGUUCUGAAGUAUGAACAGUAUUUGGAUAACCUGCUUGUGAGAUUUUUACUCAAGAAAGCACUAACAAAUCAAAGGAUAGGGCACUUUUUCUUUUGGCAUUUAAAGUCUGAAAUGCAUAAUAAAACUGUCAGCCAGAGAUUUGGUUUGCUUUUGGAGUCAUACUGUCGAGCAUGUGGGAUGUAUCUAAAGCAUCUGAAUCGGCAGGUAGAGGCCAUGGAGAAACUGAUCAACCUCACCGACAUUCUCAAACAGGAGAAGAAGGAUGAGACACAAAAGGUACAGAUGAAGUUCUUGGUUGAGCAAAUGAGACGACCUGAUUACAUGGAUGCUUUACAAGGCUUUAUCUCUCCCCUUAACCCUGCUCAUCAACUAGGAAAUCUCAGGCUCGAAGAGUGUAGGAUUAUGUCUUCCGCAAAAAGACCACUGUGGUUGAAUUGGGAGAACCCAGACAUCAUGUCAGAGUUACUAUUUCAGAACAAUGAGAUCAUCUUUAAAAAUGGGGAUGACUUACGGCAGGAUAUGCUAACCCUUCAGAUCAUUCGGAUUAUGGAAAAUAUCUGGCAAAAUCAGGGUCUUGAUCUUCGGAUGUUACCUUAUGGUUGUCUAUCAAUCGGGGACUGUGUUGGCCUCAUUGAGGUGGUCAGAAAUUCCCACACUAUCAUGCAGAUUCAGUGUAAAGGGGGCCUGAAAGGGGCCUUGCAGUUCAACAGCCAUACGUUACAUCAGUGGCUCAAAGACAAGAAUAAAGGAGAAAUAUAUGAUGCAGCCAUUGAUUUGUUUACACGUUCCUGUGCUGGAUACUGUGUGGCUACCUUCAUUUUGGGAAUUGGUGAUCGACACAAUAGCAAUAUCAUGGUGAAAGAUGAUGGACAACUAUUCCACAUAGACUUUGGACACUUUUUGGAUCACAAGAAGAAGAAAUUUGGCUAUAAACGAGAGCGUGUGCCCUUCGUCUUGACGCAAGAUUUCUUAAUUGUGAUUAGUAAAGGAGCCCAAGAAUGUACAAAGACAAGAGAGUUUGAGAGGUUUCAGGAAAUGUGCUAUAAGGCUUACUUAGCUAUUCGACAACAUGCCAAUCUCUUCAUCAAUCUCUUCUCCAUGAUGCUUGGCUCCGGAAUGCCCGAACUUCAGUCUUUUGACGACAUCGCCUAUAUUCGAAAGACCCUGGCCUUGGAUAAGACUGAGCAGGAGGCUUUGGAGUAUUUCAUGAAGCAGAUGAAUGAUGCUCAUCAUGGGGGCUGGACAACCAAAAUGGAUUGGAUUUUCCAUACGAUAAAGCAGCACGCUUUGAACUGAAACAAUAGCCUCGGGGCUGCUCCGCACUGCUCUCACUGUCAGCAGGCCAAGGCUGCUUGUGUAGGAAUCGCACAAACCAUGAACAGCAUUAGAAUCGACAGCAAGAACCGAGAUCAACUCUUUCUUCUACCAUUGAAACAACAUAAACGCAAACAGGGUUUGAUAGCACUAAACUAGUACGUUUCAAAAUUAAGCUUUAGUCUAAUGCGCAAUUUCAUGUUAUGCCUUAAGUCCAAAAAGGUAAACUUUGAAGAUUGUUUGUAUCAUUUUUUAAAAAACAAAACAAAAUAUAUAGAAACUGAUGGUUAAGGAGAGAGAAUAAUGUUCUUUUUUGUGUUGCAAAUGUUGUAUGUUUUGAACCGUGAAAGUGACAGAGUCUGUCAAGUUAAAGGAAACCAGAGAGUGGUGUUGAGCUGCAUGAGAAUUGCUAAGAAUGAAAAUCCAUCACUUUCCCAUGGUAUUCAAUUUAUAGUUUGAAGUGAGUUUUUUGACUCCCAGUUCUCAUGAAGAAAAACACUUGGGGUGGAACAAAAUCUUUAAAUUCCAUUAGGGACUACUUUUUCCUUUUUCAAAAAUCAAACCUUUUGAUGAUUUUGGGCCUUAUCUGCAUAGUUUGGGGAGCAAGUAGAAAUGAGACCUUUUAGAAGGUGCUUUUCCUGGACAAGCAUUUACAAGGAUCUGAUUGUUCAUUUCCCAGGGAAAUUCUGAGCUCCCAUGGGAAAAAACUGCCAUAGAAAAGAAAUGAGAAGGACUAGCUGUCAUGUACCAGAAUCGUGCAGUGUUCACCUUAAGUUUGACAUUUUCCCCUCUUUUUGCAAUUGAACUGAAUACCUUUUUCAUGCAUGUUUUCCAGAACCUAGAAGAAAGUAUUAAUGUUAUUAAAAGAUUAUUUUUUAUAAAAGGCUAUUUAUAUUAUAAAAACUAUCAUUAAUAUAUACUCUUUAUUUAGAUUAUCUGUCCCAUAGUCAUGCAUUUAUUUUACAGCCUCAGAUAUUUUGGUAUAAGACUCUGCCAUCUGUAGUGACAUAAUCAGUCAUUCUCUUGGUCUUUGAGAGAAGCCCAGGCACUCUUCCAUAAUGUACACCAUUGCCCAGGGAUACUCUGUUAAAGUUGGCGAAAUAUCCUGCUCAGGACCACCUCUUUCCUCCUUUUCAUUUUUAUCCCCACUCUCUCUCUCUUCUACCAAAAAAAAAAACAAAACAAAAAAACAAAACAAACAAAAAAAAAAACCUUAAAUCAGUUUAAAUCAGCUCAGUAACAUACAGUUUCGUGUCCUGUUUGCAUUAAUCUUCUCCUAAAGUGGAAGCACUUAUAAAGAAAGGAUCCUUCAAAGCAGCAGGGAAAAAGAAACCAGGAAUGUUGUCUGUUUGCAGGCUCUUUGCCUCUAUCUCAAUAAUAAAAAUGGAACCCAAAGUUAUUAAGAUUGGUUCCCACUUUAAAGUGGUCAGGGUCCAUUUUCCAAGUUUUUAAGUUGCACUUAAGCCCAGGAUAAAUUCAUAAACAUUUGGAAGAAGUGAUUCAUACCCCCCCCCUUUUUUUUUUUUUUGAUUGGGAAUUGCAAGGGAAGGGAUUAGACUGUGAGGAAGCUUUCUUCACUAUAGAUCAGCAUUCCACAUGGUAUUUGGAGUAAAUGCCCACAGAACUAGGAAACAGCUUCUGCAGAUGUCUUUGUGCCACAGGAAAAAAUAAAAGUGCAAUAAAGGAGAGGGGCUGGCAAGUGUCUAGAUUAGGCAUGAUAUUGGAAUAUAACUUUAUAAAAACUGUACAUUGUGUUCUUUGUAAUGGUAAUGAGCUAUUGAAUGGUUUACUUCAUUUAGAAAAAAGUUCUUUAAUGAAAUUAGCUACUUAUUCUAGAGCCUUGGAUCAAGUAAACCAGGGACUGUAAUGCCAAGAUUCCUAAGACAUAUUUGGCUAUUUUAGGACGCAUAUGGACAUAGGCUCCCUAGAAGUAGUUGUUGAAGAUUUAGGUACUUUAUUAAAGCAUGUAAAUAAUACUGUCUUAGUGAAAGCCACUGAGAAAAAUAAAUUUGGAGUAUUGGAAUAUUCAUUUUUCAUAUUUAUAAUUGACUGUGUCAGAACAGUUCAGCAGAUUUUAAACCCUUUGUUAUUAAGUCAUUGAUAAUUGUUCUCCUUUGCGGUUAUGAAAGAUUUCCUAGCUAACAUAUUCCAUCUUCUCAUUUGAUGCAUAACCACGAUGUGUCAUUACUGAUUGGCAUUUGACACAUGCUAACAUUUCUUUAAUAUCAGGGAUUGAUGAUAGGAAAAUUCAGUGAAAUAAUAAAUAUCUGAAGCCCUGAUCAAGUUUCUUAAAGUUAUAAUAGAAUUUUGGUUUUUUGUUUCCCCAUAUGUUUCUAAAGCAGUAAUUUUAUGAGUCUCCUUGCACAAAAAUUAAGAUACUUGCAUUGCUUAAAGCACAUCAGUAUAGAUCACUUUUGAGGGCCCCGCUGAAAAUUUGUGCAUAAAUUACUGCAGACAAAUUAAUUUAGUUUCAAUUUAUUUGAGCUGUGUAGAAUAAUUCAGAAAAAAAAAUUAACUAAGAGCCAAACUAAGUGACCUGAAAAAAAGCUGAAUCGUAAAUAGAUCUAAGCAGAAUAGAAGAAAGGCAAAGAAAAGUUGAAAAAGAGAAAGAGGAAAAGGAGGGUUCCAAAAGGCCAAGCUAUUGCAGCUUGUAUUAAGCAAACUGUUGGAUUAUUCAAAUUGAUUUCAGGUCAGAAGUCAUGUAACAGGCUCUAAAAUGAUUUAACUAUUUGGGAUUACUUAAAUUCCCCAAACCAUCUCUCAGAACUUUAAUUAUAACCAUUGACUUUCGAGAUCAUUGGCUCUCCCAAGAAAUAUUUUCUUGCCUAAUCAUUUGGAGAAGGAGAAAUGGAGCACAUUUUUGAAGAGCAGAAGCCCUAACAUUUAAUACAUCCUACAAAGAAAUUUAAAAGCCUGCUUGACCUUUUAGCAUAGUCUCAAUCCUUAAAGGGACACACCCAUUUUGAAGACUGAGAAUGCGUCUGUAAAUCAGAGAGUAGAUUUUAUUUGACGUUUUACCGUAGAACUUUUUUCUCUUGGUUUUUUAGUGUCACCUGUAAAAUUGUGUCGAAAAUAAUCAGUUCUGAGAUUUGUCCCAUAAUCAAUUUGUGUUUAUAAGCCCAUUAAGAAAAUGGGGAACUGGUGAAUAUGUAAUGAUUUGUAAAAUAUUUUAAUGUAAUUUUUUCAACUGUGAAACUAUUGGUUUUUGAUGAAAACAGGCUGCUGAUAAAGUAUUUUUUCUGUAAAGUGUAGUCUUUACUAAAUGAAAAUAUGAUGUAUUGAUUAGAGUGUGUGUACACUCUUGGGUUUUUUCCCCUUUUCCUUUUUUAAAGUGUAUUGCUAGGUUUUCUUAAAGACUGGCUAUAUAAUGUUUGAGUUUUUUUGUUUUUGUUUUUGUUUUUAUUUUUUUUAACUGAAAAUUGAGUGGUUUGGGAUCUUGUAGAAAAGAUUUAAGGAGCCUGCAUAUUUUAAAGGCACCACAGCAAUUUCACAUCUUGUAGAUAAGUUUGUAUCUGAUUGCUCCCUACUGUUUUAUUUUUUUUUUGGCAUAUGAAUAAUUUUGUAAAUCCAUUUUAGUCCUAUCAUGAUCAAUAACUCAUGCUUGCUAAUUCUUUGAAGACAUUUCCUUUGCUUCAUCAUUCUGUAACCAGCGUGUUAAUGUCAGCUCUGAGCAACUAUCGUUCCUCAUAUUUUCCUGUCUGUACAGGCUGCAGACCUGGGCUGGACCCAUUCACCAUCUGAAAAAGUCCUCUUUAAAUAAUGAUCAUUUGGAUGCCUAAGAUAUCCCCAAAGUACUUCGAUUUAAAAACACUAAUAUGGUGUUAAUGAAGUAUUAUUUGCUACUUCAAACACAACUUUCUUAUUUCUGGAUUUUUUUUUUUUACUUGGAUAGUCUCUUUUUAUACCACUCCUGUCAGAUGCACACCCUCUGUUACACAGAGUGCCAAAAACUGUUCAAAGUACAAUUCCAUUUAUCCAAGUAGCCUGCCUGUUCAUCUUGAAUAAGAUGCUUAUAGCAGUGGUUUCAAUUCUGAUUUAUAACUUUGUGGCAAUCAAAUGUGCAUUCUGGCCUAUGUCCAAAAACUGUGAAAGAUACUUGAGAUAACCACCUGAUAGGAAAGCUGAUUUUCAAAAAAAACUAACCUCACUGGAUUGGUUUUUGUUUGGAAAGCAUGUCCACAAAGACUCGAUUUACCUUUGAUUACUUUUUUAAAACAGUUUCAUAUCUGGGACUUGAAAUGCACACUGUAAGAGAUGACCAUAGAUCUAACUAAAUUUAAUUAAAGACUUUCCCUCUCGAGACCCACUAUGUCAAGGAACCAACCCACAGAAGUAAAUAUACAUAACUUACAAUUGGAGUGUGUAGGUAUUAAUAUUCCCCAAGUUUUGCCCAACUAAGCAUUGUAGAUUUUUAACUUUAGCUAUUUGCAUAGCACUUAAGGCAGAUCUUCACUGAAAGCAACAGAAAAACUUCAGUUUUUCCUGUCAGUGGGCCAGCUACACUUUGGGAGGAAAAAAAUCUGCCAACAGAUUUGAUAGUUUUGGAAUACAAGGUUAAAUUUUUAAUUUUGUUUUCUUCCUUAAUAGUAGGUUUGCUGUCUUUAUACACACAAACACAUAUGUAAGUACCUUGAUAAAUUAUUUGUUAUUUGUAUGCAUGUGUAUUCACAUAUGUAUACUGUUAGGCUUUAAUUAUUGCUUUCAGAAUACCUAAAUUUGGACUUUGAGGAGCAUUUGGAAUACAUUGCUAUUUCCAAAUCAAGGAGUUAACUUUUUAAAUAGGUUUGUGCUUCAUUUCACACCUGUCACUGCUUUGAGGAUCCUUAUUUUUACUCUUCAUAAUCAUCAGGCUGGUCCCUCCUACUUGGUUUUAGGAAUAGUAGUAUAUUUGUUCCAACUAACCAAGUUACUGUUAACUAGGUUGCUGGUUUAGAACUUAAAGAAAAAAUUUCAAUUUUAAAGCCCAGCUAUGGCAAGAGUUUUAAUUUUUGAUCUUUAGUAAAAUAAAACUUUAAAAAAAAAUUGAUCCAUUAUACUGGUGCUACACUGCCUUGGGCAGCUACUGCUCACAAUCUACCAUCACCGGAAUCAUACAUUUACACUUGUUAAGUGUGCAAGGACCUAGUAAAGCCUUACAACAAUUGUUGGGUUCGUUUUUGUUUUGUUUUGUUUUGUUUUUUAAGCGGUGUGCAAUCUUGAUUGAAAUUGUCACAAGAUAAAAUUGUCCUGUGUGGUGUUCAGGUCAUUUUGUAGCUGUCUUGGGUUGGCAAGGAGACUGGAAGGGGUUAUUUUUUAAUAAUUUCUCAAAAUAUUUUAAGCAAGGUACCCAAUUCCAGUGUGAUUUUUAUAGAAUAAGAUCAUUAUCUGCUGAGUUUUA